Molecule: messenger RNA, 2839 nt
Organism: Coccomyxa subellipsoidea C-169
Lineage: Eukaryota; Viridiplantae; Chlorophyta; Trebouxiophyceae; Coccomyxaceae
Exons: 11
Coding region: 151-2355 (734 amino acids)
Source: RefSeq, a predicted model, not a curated record
AGCUCAUUGGCUGUGUGAUAAUCUUUAAAAGACACAGGAAGUGAAGCAGACAUUGCAGAGAGGGCCAGAGAGGUGUUUGUAUCACAGCAUUCCUUGUUUAUUACCGUUAAACCUGGAAUGUAGUAGCGCUACACUGAGAUAAAAAGAAACAUGGUGGGCUCUCUCAGGCCCCGAAAAUCUGUGGACUACAGCAAAGCUCCCGCGCCAGGAACACCGACAUGGCUGAAGCUUACACGUGAAGAUGGAGAGGAGGACGCAGCUAACACUGCAGGCACAGAAAAAGAGAAUACCAAGCCUGCAUCAGCCGAGCGCAAAACGAAGAAGGCAGAAGUAAAGGCGGCUGAUGUCCAUCCUGCAAAGGAGCAGAAGCAGGGCAAGGGGAGACCUCCCUUGGCUCGAAAGGACGAAGCUGAGGAUGUGACGACAGAGGCAGCUGCAGCCAAGAAAGCCAAUGCAGACGCAGUGGACCACCAAGCUGCUGUGGCUGAGGGUCCAUCCACCAGUGGAGACAACGUCAAGGGAAAUAAAAAGGGAGGUGGACAAUCAGCCAAAGAUGUGAAGGGUGAUGCAGCAGAGCAGAAGAGCAAGGCAAGAAAAUCCGCGCCAGCACCGCCCAUUGCAGAAGAGCGGCCAGUCCAGAAGGACAGCAAGCGCAAAUCUGCCCCAGAGCAGCUCUCAAACAAGCGGGCUGUGCCAGAGCCCUCCAAAGAUGCCAAGCCAGCAGGCAAAGCUGCAAAGAAAGCCAAGACUUCUGCAGCCGCCGAAGCACCAGAGCUUGCUCAGCAACCAAGGACAAGCGGCGUUGCUGAGCCUCAGCCAGCUCGCAGCUCUGACAGCUGGAAGACUUCUUCCAGGGCAUCCAAGGGAAAGGAGGCACAGGAGCAGGCUGUCAGCCAGCCAGCCGCAGAAGACAGCAAAGCGCAGCCAGCAAAGGAGCUGGCUCCAGACAAGCCGAGGCACGCAGAGAAGAAGGCAGACAAGCCUGCUUCAGCACGGCCUGUCAGCAGGCAGCAGCAGCCUCCUGCCUUGCCACCCCCGCAUGCACCAGAUACAGCUACAGAGUCUAACAACUUCAAGAAGUUGCAGGUGGAGUACGCGGCACUGCAGAGCAAGUAUGAGGCGAUCAAGAAGCAGCGGAUUCAGCAGCUGGAAACCAUGCUUGGGGAGCAGAGCAGCAAGGCAUGCACACCAUAUCCUACUGCAAUGGAGCACCGUGAGUCAGCGCUGAAGCUGGCAGAGCACUGGAAGAUGGAGGCAGAACGUCAGGCAGCAUUCGCACAGGAGGCGGGCUCUGCCAAGGUGAGGGAGGCGCAGGAGCGGCUGGCGCAGGAGAACAGCACACUGCGCGCACAGCUCAUGGAGACAGAGGCCGCGCUGCUGGCAGAGCAGGAGGCCGUGGCCGACCUGAAGCAUGCGCUGGCCGCAGCCGACCGCCGCCACGCGACGCCUCUGAAGGCCGACCAGGCCGUGCAGGUGUCGCCAAACUGGCUAAGGAUGCAGGCACAUGAUGGCGCACAGGAGGCGCGUGCUUUCUGCCCAGAGGGUGCGAAUGUCAGCGAUCUCUACAGCCACCCUGCACACCCUCACGGCUCCCCAGCCACCGCCAUGUCCUGCCCGACUCCAGUGAGCGGGAAGGUGCAGUGCUGUCCCAGCGCUAAGCCGCUGGUCCCGUACUCCAUCGGCUGCUCUGUCAUGCAGCCGCGCAGCCGCUUUGCUGCCGACGCCGAUGCUGCCGCACCGCAGCUGGAUGCCGUGCAGGAGGAGCCACAGGCGGCAGAAACUGUACUCGAGGCCCCGGGGACAGCGCCGCACGCUCAGGCCGCCUCGGCCCCGGCCAUCCUCAACAGGACAGCUUGGCCGGAGAUCGCCAAAGACGCCAACCUCUCUUCACCCUCAGGCACGCUCUGCCUGACCUGUAGAGCGACAAAGGAGAUUGUGCCGGGUUCAGAGGCACAAUCUGCCGUCGGGCAGGGGGCUGUGGCGCUGCCCCCACCCCAGGUGGGCGGCAGCCAGCUCUCCAACAUGACUCAGAAGGCCCUGAACACGCUGGUGGGCUUGGAGGCAGCGCCGGCAGAGGGCGGCGGAUUCACAUACACGCACCACGAAAGCGGAUUCGUAUUUGAAAUCGCGCCCAUUGACGAGGAGAGCGAGGAUGCCAUCAUGGACGGCGUGCAGGAGCUGGCCUUCAACCCCAUCAAGAUGGGCUUUGCCUCCAAGGUGCUGCCGGGCUAUCUGCAUGAGGAGAUCAUCUUUGCAGCCAUGCAGAAGCAGAAGCUGGUGGGGCGUAUAAUGGAGGCGCUCGGCACAUUCACUCUGCGCGAGGCCAGGGAUGGCAAGCCGGCGCAGCCCGCCUGAGCAGAUCUGCAAAUCAUAGUCCUCUUUUGAGAUCCUUACAACGGCUAUGCAGGUCUCUGAGGUUACAGAACUGAAACAGGACAGCACAGGGGCCACCAGGCUUCCAUCAGGGGUUAAAACAGACGCGCAUGGCUCACUUGUGAACUUAAAAAUUUGAUCAGGGGGACAAUUACUUUUUGAGAUAUUGACUGGCCUGCAGCGUAUCACUUGGAUCUGGACAAUGGGAACACGGGGAUGCAUACGGGAUGCUGAGGAGCCUGACCCAAAGUUGUUUGGACAGGCUAGUAAACAACCUUUGGGAAAAUCGUUCUCUGAGCACUCUUGUCCAAUGCUUUUUACAGGCUUCAACUUCGUACAGAUCAUACCAGAUUCUACGCAAGGGCUUCAGCAGAUAAUCAAGGGAAUUACUUGUCUAUAUGGAUAUAAUGUAUUGCAGAAACGCAUCUGGGAGCACUACAACAGAUUGUAAAGAUCAUCAAGAGUC